GCUCGGCGGCGUUCGGUGCUGAAGUGGGGCGGAUGGCAGAAAAACAGCAGCGAUGGACAUUACACCGCAGGAUUCCCAUUUACGAUGUCGCUAAAUAAGCAUCGGGACAUCGCGCUUUCACACCCAUCAUCCUAGGACACUGACAGCCCAACACAAAGGGAUGCUGUACUGUCACCGCUCCCUGCACUCUCAAGUCCAUAAAUGACCCUUUCACUGAGACCCAAGGAAGCCUAGGAGGCGACGGCGAGUGAAACAAAAAGAGGAGUGAGUGAAAUAAGGAGAGGAAGUAGUCACAUUUCACCUCAGCUCUCGUGUCCCUUUCUGUGCCCGUCGGUCAGGGAUGGUGAGACCAGUAACGUCCCUUCCCUGUGGUGAAAAGAAGCUCCUCUCCUGCAAGCCAAACAGCUGCUCCAUUAGUCAAACAGACGCCCAGACAGUCCACCAGUCAGUCACUCCGUCAACCAGCCUGCUAUCAUCCAGCAACCUAUUACCUCACGCCAUGACUGCUCUGUCUGACCUGUUUUUAGGAACUCACUAAUUCAUGCCCCGGAGUGUGAGUGGAGUGGAGAUGAGAAAAAGGCAGGCGGCGCACAUCGAGGCCCCACCCCAGGCCCCUGGACAGCCCCGACCCAACACCUGCUGCCUCUGCUGGUGUGGCUGCUGCAAGUGUCUCUGGAAUGAAGACAGGAUGGAGCGGAGUGAGCGACAGACCUGCACCAAGAUGGACAGUAUUGAAGCUACAGAAGAACAACACCCCAGUCUAGAGGAAGCGCUGUCGUGGGCACGGAGCUUUGAGUUGAUGCUGCGCUCGCUGGAAGGCCGGGAGAUCUUCCGGGAGUUCCUGCGCUCGGAGUACAGCGAGGACAACCUGCUUUUCUGGUUGGCCUGUGAAGAGCUGAAGAAGGAGACGAAUCCGUCGGUGGUGGAGGAGAAGUCCAGGAUCAUAUACGAAGACUAUGUGUCCAUAUUAUCACCCAAAGAGGUGAGUCUGGACUCACGGGUCAGAGAAGGAAUUAACCUGAGCCUGGCGGAGCCCAGCAAUCUGAUGUACGAGGAGGCCCAGUUUCAGAUCUACACCCUGAUGCACCGCGACUCCUACCCCCGUUUCCUCAACUCCUCCGUUUACAGAGACCUCCUGGCCAACAGGAGGCGCACCUGCCUCGACACCUAGACCCCUCCACCCUCCCUCAUCGCCAUCGUACGCCAACGAGACUACUACUUAAACUUCAAAUACUACUAUGGUGCCAGAAGUCGGGUUUGGAAAAAUCUCUCCCUCUUUUUUGAUUGAAAAAAGACUGAAUGACAUCCGAGAUAGCUGGUUGUUUUUUAUUUAUAUUUUUUAAGCAAUUUAUAUCCAGUUCUCCACUGGAGCCAGGUCGGCCUUUGCUGGUUGGUUAUUGGUCGGUUUAAGACCAUUAAUGCUGGCCAGUGAUUGUUUUGCUAGCAAAAUUUGUGCUGUUUGUUACGGUUGACUGGCCAACCUGCUUGUCGGCUGUCGGUAGAAAUGGCCAACCUGAUGGCCAGCUGCUGGUUAACUGUGGACAAGGACUCCUCAGGCGGUGGGGACAGACAGAGAGAGAGAGAAAAAGGACAAGCCAACUGUUCCUGUACUGUAAUAUUUAGACCUCAUACUUUAAUAUCUCUCUCUUUACUCAUUCUUUCAUAUGUUUUUUGUUUUUCUAAUUCUGUCCCAUUCUUCAGAUGUGUAAAAAUGUUUUAUUUCUUUACUGUCCAAACAUGACACCUAGUUGUUGGUGGGAGUUGGGGCGUCUCUGCCCGUUUAACCAGUAGAAGCACUGGCUCUGCAUGUAACCCUCUCUCUCUCUACAGUAGCUUGACGAUGUAAGCCGCGGACUGCAACCGUUUUUGAAUAUUGAGAUGUAUUAACACGGGGGACCUGUGUGUCUCUGUCUGGAUGUCUAUAUUCAGUGAAGGGAAAAAGUACACUUCUGCCAAUUUUAAGCUUACUGCAGUUUUUUUAUUGAGGAGAUUUGACGGCCUCUGCAGCAAAGGCAACAGCACCUACCCAUCCAUCCAUCUAUCCACCUUUCCAUCCUUCCGUCCGUCCGUCUGUCCGUCCAAGCACUUUCCUUCUUUAGGAUUCUUUAACUGGGAGAAGUAAGGGCUAGAAUUGUGGUUGGGCAGCUACAUGUAUUAUUAUUACUCAUGAACUUUAGUCAAAAAAUCUCUCCACUGAGAAAAUCACAAUGCCUUUACAUGUAAGGAAAAGGCAGCACAAGCGCUGCUGGAGUUUUUUUCUGGAAAGCAACCACAGUUUGUCCAACGAUUCCCUACCUCCCAUCUUUUUUCCCCCUCCUCCUCCUCUUCCUCCUCCUCCUCCUCCCUUCAACUCAGACCAUCACAGCCUGACAAGCACAGGUGCCCAGUGUGGGGUAAGAAACCACCACUGGAGAAAAAAAAACAAAAACACAUUGACUCCAAAUAGUCAUCUACAUUUUGAAAUAGUGGCGCAGAAAAAAGAGGGUUUACCUUUUAGUGUUUUUAUUCUGAAUUUGAGCAUUAUGGAAAGCUGGUUCUGCAUGGAGCAGGCACUGAUGUUACUGAAGGGUUAUUGAGCCCUGGCCUUUGUCUGUAAGGCUCUAGCUUUAGAUGCUGUAGGUAACCGUCCCUGGAGUUGGACGUCCAGCUGCAGAUACAUAACCCGGGUGCCAAACAUGAUGUCAAAGAUGCUGUGAAGAGAUGCCAGACGUGACCGCCUGUAGAGUCUUUCUGGUGCAUGUCUGUUUCUCUGGCAGACGGAGCUGGGAGAGUGUAUGGUAGUCUUUCAGUUAGCUACUGCCCAUUCAAGACACUCAUUUUCGCACCAGAGCGAGUGAAGAGGGUUGGUUUAACGAUGCUAACAUGCUACCGUACCGAGCUAGCCACACGCUAGCUGUCUCGACGAGGCUAACUAGGUUUCAGCAUGCUGUAGGCAAGCAGUGAGCAUGCUUGUGCUCGCCGUGCUAACCCUCCAUCCCGCUGCCAGCCCUCACACACUCUGGUUUGUUUUUCUAAUCUGACUUUGACAGCAUGCGAUGAUAAUGGCUAUGUGUGUGUGUGUAUGGUACAGUUACACACUUAACAGAAACAUUUAGUAAAAAAAAAAAAAAAAAAAAAACUUUUAAGGGGGUCUUGCCAAAAUGUCCCAUUAACAUUUUUAGCAAAAAGGACAUAUUCUUUUUUUGUUAUUUUUUUGAUGAUGUGAACAUUUGUUCCCGGCCUGUGGAUGUGCAGUAGAAAGUGCAUGAGUGCAGUAUAUGCUAUUUUGUUUAAUGAACCGGACCUCCGAGUAUAUUCUUUGUGUCACACGACGGAGGGCUGACCUCUCGGUUGGUCGUGAAGUGUCAAUGAAACAGUGCCACUCCUCACUGGUAAAUGUAGGCAUCCGUGUUGCCACCUCCUUUAAACUACCUGAAGUUCACGUGCCAAGUUUGGACUAGAUUAAAUUUAAGAGUAGACGGCGCAGGAUGUAUUAGCAGACUAUUGAAGUGCAAUUGGAUGUAGUUAGUGACUAGAUUGGAGUCUAUGUCCCACCAUGUUAGAUUGGUUUUGAAUUGUCCGAAGUUUAGCUUGUAAAUUACUUACCAUGACGACGAUACUCAAAAUGUUUUAAUGGUACUGUUGGAUUAUUUAAGAACUGGCUGCUUCUAGUUUGCAAGAGGACUUAAAUAAGGAAACAGAUAAUUCAAUUUAUUGUUUUUAAAAAAGAAAUACAGGCCUUCUGCUUGAGCCUAAAUGGAAAAAAGAGUCCAUUGAAUGAUGGGAUUUUGAGUUUCCUUAAGCCGCCAGCUUAAAACCAAGCUAUCGUGCUACUACAAAAGCUUUCUGUCGUGAAGUAUUGGUUUUAAAUCAGUAAAGUCAAAGAAGGCAAGUCUAAUCCAAUAAUCACUGCAAUGUUCCUUAAUAAAUAUAGUAUAUUUAACCUUUGGCAAUACAGUACUCACACGCAGACCACAUUAACACCCAUAGGGACCUGAUUGAUGUUGCUUAGCUGCUGUAAUGAAGAGCUGUGCAUGCAUGCGCUCAGUCAAUCAGACGAAUACAGAGCAGUUAACCAAUCCUGAUACUGGAGGAUCAAUUGUCACACUUUCUCCUCGGAGCACUUUCCAGGAACCAUUUUAGAUGUUGUAUUUGGACAACUUUGUAACUUUUUUGACUCGGUAGACGAACGCUUGUCGCUCCUGACGCUCUCCUGCAGACCUCUCCUGCACAGUACAGCUCCUUGUCGCUGAGUCUACACAGUAAUUAACACGAGAAUGUUUCACCAAGAACCAGAUGAAAUCAUGGUGCAAUUAAAAACCAAGUUUACAUUUAUAAAUUGUGCGAUGUGUGUACCUUAUUAGAUACUCGUAACCUUGGGGAGAUAACUGUCCCCGGUGUGAGCAGACGAGCCAGCAGGUCUCUGCCCCAGUGCUAACUCCUUUUAGCACUUUACAGGGUUUACAGGGGGAGGACAGACACAGCAGAAAACCCAGGUAACGGUGUUUUACAGGGAGGACGGACGCAGCAGAAGCUCGCGUUGUCUGCUCACGUCCUUUCCUCUUAAUUUAUUGUGACUUUUACACAGCGGGAGAAGAGUACACGGUUGUUUAUUUUUUAAUAACUGCAUUUCAAAUGUAGAUUUUACAAGCAAUGAUGAUGAUGUGAAGUGAUGUAGUGUCAUCGCUGAGUUUAGAUUUUUGUCUUUAAAUCUCCAUGGGUUCCAAGCAAGGGGGUGUUUUCUUUUUGAAACGUGGCUGUGGUUUGUUGACCGAAAACAGUUUUAGAGCUGAAGUGUCCUGAUGGGGGCGGAGGAGGUUUGCGAAGCUUUGGCCUUACUGACACGUUUUAUGAUUUUUUUUUCCUUUGUAUAAAAAAAAAAAAAAAAGAAACAACAACAAACGUCUCCGUAGGCUUUUCACUACCUCUCAUGUUGGUUAAUUUAUUUCACAUCUAGUUGUCAAUGUACAAGUUGUUUUUAGAUCUACUUGAAGCCUAACACUGUAAAAAAAAAUGUGCACAGAAAAAUGACUAUGUAUAUGACCAGAGGGGUUAAAGAGAGCUUGGCCUAGUCAACAUUAUUAUUAUUUUUUUGUUUGUAUGUAUGUUUGUUUUUAAUUGUGUUGAGCUGAACUAGAUUUUGCAUCUCUAUAAAGAAUUCAGGAAUCCACUGUCUAAGGGCUAAUCCCAUUUUUGCCUAUGCAAAUCUGUUACUGUGGGUGAGUUGGGAAAGGGCGACCUACCGCACCUUUCACCGGUUUUAGAUGGACCAUGGUUUACAUUGCCCUUUGCUGAUAUUCUUCAAUCUUAUUCAGCAAAAAUGUACGCUUAUUUUUGUUUCUAUAUAAAUAUUAUACAUAUAUAUCUAUAGAUAUAUAUAGAUAUAUAUAUAACAAGUAAUAUACAGAGAAAAUAGUAUAUGCCUUCGUGAUGAUAAAAAAGAAACCUUGCUGAAAACAAAUAAAUGUGUUGUUGUCUGACAUUAUGUGGCUGUGUGCUGGAGUCUUGGUGAGAUUAUAUAGACGACUGGAACUGACGGAUCAGCGACUGACUGAGAAGUUGACUGACGGGAGAGACGCUCAUUACUCAGGCUACAACACUGGUAGCUGACCCUGUGCAGUAUUUCCUAACUGAGGGGGAAACACUUUAUUUAUUGAAGGAGUAACCACAUCAUGAUGUUCUGUGACAAAUAUGAUUAUCGAGCCCCAUCCUGUGAGGUAAAAAAAAAAAAAAAGGACUUGUCCUUGUCUUUUUUUACAGUUGGUCAUUUCUAAAGUAAGACUAUGUAAAUUUUGAUAAACAAAUGUUAUAGUUGCCACAGGUGACAGUUAAAUGAGAAGGACAAAUGAUCAAACAAUGUGUAAGUCAGCAAACUGACUCAGUAAUGUAGUUUACAGUGCGAGACCUGUGUAACGUUUGCUAGCAUUAGCCAUCAUUGCAGCCACAAGCUAGUGGUCACGCCUAAAGACUGUGUCAAAGAAGUGGACAUAGCAACCAUGGCGGCUGGGUAUCGGUACUUGCUACCUUUAAGACAAGGGUUUUCAAACUUUCUGUGCCCUCUCAAGGCACACCUGUAUUAAUAUCUGUGCACAAUAGCACCUAUAACGUGUGUUAUCAGUCUUAUUACUACAUAAAUGUUGGUUUUUAUUUGCUAAUAUCAAAUAACUAUUGACAACCAACUGUUGCUCAUGAAAUAUUUAUUAACGAAAUGAUUCAAGAAUUCAUUUUAAACCUAUUAACAUUAAAGCACCAAUAACACAACCAUUUAAACAGGAAGUAAUGUAAGAUAAUGAUGCGUCCCAUGCGCUAACAUUGACUAAUAGGUUUCCUGUGAAGAUUUUUGAAAUUAAAUAAAAUUUUGUACUUGGAGUUUGCCUCUUUAUUAAGAAAUAGGUAUGCAAAUUCAUUCAUAACUUUUUGUACAGGCCCAGUUGAGUAUUGCUAUAAUAAUGUGUGGUUAUCACAAAAUCCCAAAGCAUUGUGUAUUUGACGGGUCUAGGAGUUUAGCGUGCCAAAAUGCCACCAAAACUGAAAUUAUGGCUGCUGUAAAACUUCAGUUAAAAGCCGAGCCUAACGAAAGACCAAGCUCUGACUCCACAAAUCAGUUCAUUUUUAUAGAAGAUCUUAAAAUGUAAAGCCUCUUAAAGCCCUCCGAGUUGUUGGCUACAUGCCUGAGCUAAUGUUAGUGAGCUGCGUAGAUCGCACAUACAGAUACAAAUCAUUAGCUUGGUUAGAUUCUCCACAUUUUAAUCGUCCAGUUUAUUUCAAGAAAACACGAGCACCAAAAUAUGAUUCGUUCAGAAUUACCGGCAUCAUAAAUAAGAGAGAAGAAAAAAGUGGUGAUCUUUUCCAAGCAAGAGUUUUGUGUGAAAGGAAUUAAAGGCCUGUUUUAUAAAGAUGUCUGUCCCAUAUAUACAAACCCCGGGCUAUUAAUUAAAGUUUUAAGGUAUUCUACAUGCCAUUCGAGUCACGUUAGGGGUAUCAAAUUAACUACUCAAUUAGUAUUAUAGUAUUACAUAUUGCUUUAAGUGUACUGGUAUUGGUGCCGAUACCAUAAUUUUUUAGACAAUACUCACCCCUCGACUUCUGCAUUGUGGGGCCCAUUGAGCAAGCACACUAGAGAUUUUUGCCAGCCAAACAGCUCACCAACAGUUCAGCCAUCUGCUAACUUCUGAAGUGUUAUCUGACCGAAUGAAUUAAAUGGAGCAAACCCUGUGAGAACACCCUCCCAAACUGGCAGCCUAUUUAAGUUGCAGAAAUUUCCCAGCUCUUCCUCUGCCUUGUCAAUGCUGCUGCCCUGCAUCAGUACUGCUGCUUGCUCUUUCAGCAUCCACCUCCAGGCCGUAGCCCCCCAAAUCUCAUGUCCCCAAAUUCCUCGUAUCCACGGGGAGUGAUUAGGCAGGAGAAACUCUAGCUAUGUUCUGUUGUUGUCGUAAACAUUUCAAACAGAAGUUUUCUAAAUAAAGUCCCAAUAUUGAGAUGAGUCAUCUUGCAGCGUGUGUGACACUCAAAGAAAUUUUAUCAGCUGAUUCACAGACGUCUCUUUCACAGUGCAAGUCUGUCAGAAAAAGUAUUUUUAAGCCCCAUGGCAUCACGUUACGGUCCUCGUCCUGCAAGUUGUAAUUCCACGGUUUGGCCACUAUGUCUAAUUGGGUUCAUAGCCCAGCACUGGUCCUAGGGGCUUAAUUUGAAGCCAUGAAUUUGGCAUUUUGGCCAUUGCCAUGUAAUUUACAAAAGGUACAUCAUGCUGUAUUGAAGAAGACUUGACACUAGCGAUAAACUUAUUAGGGAAAAUGUUUAGUGUCGUAAUGAAGUCCACUUCUUUGAUACAGUCUAGUGAGGCUGCAAAACCUUAAUUAGUAUAUUAAACUACAUAGUCUUACUUUGAAGGGCGGAGGAGCAUGUGCACUGUCCAAACAUGACUCACAUUUUAUAACCAGUAACCAAUUAAAAAAUAAAAUAUUUAACUUGCCAUGAAGUAGUUUUGGUCAUGAUGAUCUUUUUGUUGUUUGUCAGUGGACACUGCACAGCUGUUAGUGUGACUUUGUGAUUAAACGUGUGCAGCACUGUGUCGUCAGCAAACAACAACAACUUAUUUUUCUAUUCUUCAUUCUUUUUGUAGCCACAUCUGGUCAGACUAUCACUGUGCUAAUACAGUAGCGUUGAUGUGGGACACAUCAGCAGAAGUGGGUUUUCUGUUUUUAUUAAUACUCCACUAAUGCAAGAUGUAAGAAAAGUCAAUGAUGUGUUACUCUACGGUACGAGACCAUUUACUCAGCUCCUGUGAGCCGCUGUUAGGUUCGAGUUGAGGGUUGAUUUAGGUCUAAUGAUUUAUUUUUUAACUCUUUAUUUGUACAGAAAAUAUUGCUCCUGAAGCGAGAUGGAAAUGAGAAUAGGAGGGUUGAUGUUUUAUAGAUUUUCCUCCACAAUUCCUCACAGUGCAUCGUGGCUAAAGACAGAUGUAUCGACUGAUGUUGGUUUGAAACUCAACCUGCUUUGUGUGUUCCCUCAGUUGGAUUUGGUGCCUCUUUAUGCUUCACAACAGACCUCAAGAUCUCUUUCUGUCUCUUUCUCUGUCUGUCUCACUUCCUCUCUCUGUACCAUCACAUGUACGACACUGUUAAUAGCAGUUAAAACAGAGACGGUCCCAUUUUACAGCAAAAAAAAGAAAUUAUACUGAUGUUUGUUCCUCCUACUGACACCUUCAUAUUGUCUCUUUUGUACCUCUUCCAGAGGUGUUUGUGCUACUAUUAGGAAAGAGAUUAUAUUUGUGCAGGUACCUGGUUGAAGUUCAACAGUUUUAGGCAAUCACUUUUCUCUUUAUUGAUUUAGAUGCCUAAGCCUCUUGGUUUUUGUCAUGCCUUUGUAGAUAGAUCACAGACGUGGAGAGAUGAUCCGCUGGUGAAAAAUAAAAAGAAUUUUACCGUCACUUUGGGCGAUUCAGAAAAAAGUGACUCUUUUUCUAUUCAGCAUGCUUUUUGCUAAAUAAAUGAAAUAAUUCAGUUAUUUGCUAUAAACGAUACUGUAUGAGUAUGUAUUCAAGUACUGCAGUAUGCAGACAAUUAAAAAUAUCAGAAACUCUUUUGAGAGGUUCAUAUUUUUCUUCUAGUAUGUUUCACUAAUAUCGACAGUUAUGGGUUCUUGUCUCAUGAAUUGCCAGAAUGACUAAAUGACCCUCUUUGUAUUAACAAAUAUAGACUAUGGUUGGUUAUUUCCACAUGCAUGACUUGCAGAGAAAUUCCACCAGGACAGUGUGAAUGCAGCGGGCUUUUAAAUCAAGACUUUUGUCAGUCGAGCUCAACUUUUCACUGUUUUUCACUGGUUGCUUGAAAACUUUUGAUGAUGACUGAGAUCCUGACUGUUUUAUUUACAUCAGCGCAGGUUCAAUCUGAUCCUCCUGCUCGCUAACAGUCAACAAGUCAGUGUAGAGUGAAAUUUAUUAUUUAUUAUGUUGCCACACAAACAAAAAAGCGACCUCAAGGUGUCAGAUUUAAAAUGUCGACAUGAGAAAAUGACAGUGGAGCUUCGAACAGCAGCCAGGAAGCUCAUGAGUUCAACAGAUUGUGCAACUUCCUCGAACAUCUCAGAGCACUGUGUCCCUAACCUUCAGGGUCGUGCUGCCCAAGGAUCUGACAUUUGAUCAUCAACUGAUCGUCAAUCCUUGAUCGGCAGUCGCUGUCAAAAGCACCCUGAGAUGUAGCAUUGAAAAGAGUUUUCUAUCGUAUUAGUCCAACCUUGACGAAACACAUCCUCUGUUGUAGAUUAUCACAGGAGGGGCUCGUUUCCUCUCACAGGGAUGUGAAUCUGUGCGUCAAGACAGAGCUGGUACAAAGUUAACAGCGCUCAGCAGUAGGGAAUUUGUACAUUGUAAGAAAUAUUUAAUUACAUUGUUACUGGCAAUUCUCUGCAUGAUAGUACAAUACAGAUGUGACUAGUUUUCACCAAGGACAGAAGAUUAAAGAAAUAUGUACACCCAAGUACAAGUAGCUGUGUGAAACUUAAAAUGGGUGCUGUUGGAGAAAUAGUUCAACUUUUUUGGGAAAUACGCGCAUUUGCUUUCUUGCCAAGAGUUAGACAAGAAGAUCAACAACACUCCUGUAUUUGUGCGCUAACUAUAACGCUACAGGCAGCAGCUGGUCACCUUAAUUUAAGACAAGCAAGGUGAAACUGCUAAUGUGGCUUUGUCCACCUCUGAAACUCACUCAUUUUAGCUUUAUCGCUAGUUCAUACAAAAACAAGGUGUCAUGGGUUGAAUGUGUCGGAGUAUUCCAUGACGACCCAAGAAAUAAUUUUGCUAAGCUAAGCUAACCAGCUGCUGGCUCCAGCUUCAUAUCUUCUCAUCCAACUCUUGGGAAGGCCAAGUUGUGUGUUUUCCAAAUGUUAAACUAUUCCUUCAAAGAAGUAGUUGAGUUACAUAAAAAAAUAUAUUUAUAUAAAAAAGAAUGAAAAGCAAGUUCCUCCCCUUUCAGUGCCGCCCAUAGGAACUUAUUGUAGAAAAAAUAUGUACCGUAGUCAAUGAUAAAGGAGAAAACAGAUUUUGAUCAUGUUUGGCUUGUGCCAUGAAUUACACAUAUGAUGUUUGUCAAUUUAAAAGAUCAUUUGGAUAGUCAAGAAAAUCAGAGUUUGUCGUAGGUUUGCUGUAUUAACAUUAAACUACUAAGUGAACUUCAUCUUUAUCAAUGUCUGAUAGUCCACCACGAACGUUUUUGUCACGUCUCGUCUCGUCAACGAAAAUGAAACAUAGAUUUCGUCUUAGUUUUUAUUAUCAAGAUCUAUUUUUAGCUCGUCAUCAUCUCCUUUAUAUCACCAUAUAAAGACGUAUAUAACACCGUUCUAACAGUUGAAGUCCUUAUCAUCAUGAUACAGUCCCAGUUCGGCUCCAGAACUACCUGGUUAGCUUAGGCAACAAAACUACAUGGCUAGGUUUAGGAAAACAUCAUGGUUUGGCAAGUACUUUUGUCACUAAUGUAUCGUGACGUUUGCCACGUGACACACAUCACAUCUGACACAUGACAUAAGUCACUAGCAUACCAUACUACACAUUAUAGUGUACUAGGCUACAUUGUUGUUACAACAAGUCAGCUUUGACUUCAAGAUGCAGACACUGGUCUCCUGGGUGAAAGUCCAGUGUUUGUUUGACCCAUCCCACCGCCACUGCCACCCAUCCUAUAGGGGCUUCUUCAAUAUUUGUAUAACAUUAUAAAGUCUUUUUUUGCUCAGUCCAUUAUUUAUUACUAUGGCCACUAGAGGACGCUGCCUUAAAAUAAAUGGAAUGGGUCGUAAUAGAGUCCACCAGGGAUGACAUUUUUCUGUAGGCUGCACGAAAGUUAGCAUCACACUGGUUCCCUUGUCAAAAAGCCAGUGUAAUUUUUCCAUUUGAUUUUGGAUUAUCGAUGAAUAUGAGCUUAUUAGCAAACAAAUGUUUAUGAUACUCACACAUUUUGCUCAGUAAGAUAAUCUUCACAAAUGAACUCCAUUUUCAAAUGCCAUCGCCAGAAAUAGAAACCUAACACUAGGCGCUAGUUUUACGACAAACUGUGACUUUCUUGAAGUGCAAAACUAUCUUUUAAAUUUCCAAACAUUAUAUGUGUGAUUCAUUGCACGAUUCAAGCUGCAUCAAAAAAGUGUUUGUCUCUCAGCAUUAACUACUGUGCAUAUUAAUUUUUUUUUUUAAACAAGGUCCGAUGGUGGUCCACCAGAAGGGGGGCGACUUCGCCUCUUUCGCCUGACACACUGGCCAAUGCAGCUGACCCAGGAAGUACAACAACGUGUCUUUGGUGGAUAAAAUGUGCCAAAAUAAUUACCUACCUUUCGUUUUAAUGUGAAGGGGUCAAAUGAACUGUCUGAAUAAAACAUCACAUGUUCUGUUGGACUCAAAACGGUUCUUAGUACGAAACACAUUUUAUUUGUAUUUUGUCUUUUCACGUUGCUGUCACGGGUCUUUGUGUCAUCUCUCCGAGUCAUCGACAUGUACUUCAUCAUUGACAUGUAACCAACAGACCUGAAGACUUUAACAGGCACUGAACUUUUUGACGCGUGACUGAUGUGGAUUACGAGCAACUAUAUCAGAUCCAACUGAAAUUGUAACUGUGUCACACAACAAAACCUGUUCACUAUUCUUACUUUUUGUAUUGUUUUAAUUUAUUUCAACCAUUGUUUCUUUUUUCUUUUAUCUCAAAAGACACAGAAAUGUUGUUCAUCAGUUAAUAACUUCACAUGAGUUACCGUCACAUUAACGGCGUGUUCAGUUUGUGGUACAUUUUGAUCUACGGUUCAGUCUCUGUCUUUGUUUACACGAUGACAUCUUGCAUUAUGAGAAAACUCCAAUCUAUGGUAACUGCCCUUGAAUAUCUGUAAUUUAAAUAGUGCUGCUAGAGAAAGAAAUCUAAAUGUAACAACUUACAAUAAAUACUUAAUAGAUUUUUGCCAAA
Molecule: messenger RNA, 12410 nt
Organism: Epinephelus lanceolatus (giant grouper)
Lineage: Eukaryota; Metazoa; Chordata; Actinopteri; Perciformes; Serranidae
Gene: rgs17
Product: regulator of G protein signaling 17
Source: RefSeq, a predicted model, not a curated record